Molecule: messenger RNA, 1158 nt
Organism: Penicillium pulvis
Lineage: Eukaryota; Fungi; Ascomycota; Eurotiomycetes; Eurotiales; Aspergillaceae
Product: 60S ribosomal protein uL13
Exons: 4
Coding region: 88-699 (203 amino acids)
Biological process (GO): negative regulation of translation; translation
Cellular component (GO): ribosome; cytosolic large ribosomal subunit
Molecular function (GO): mRNA binding; structural constituent of ribosome
Source: RefSeq, a predicted model, not a curated record
AUCCGACUUCGUUGUGUGCGUGCCUUUGACUCCAACGACAACAACCGCCGACAACCAUCCAACCCAUACACACGGUGACAGAGCAGGAUGUCCACCUUCGAUUCAGUGGUCGUCAUCGACGGCAAGGGACACCUCCUUGGUCGCCUGGCCAGCACUGUUGCCAAGCAGCUGCUUAACGGUCAGAAGAUCGUCGUUGUGAGAUGUGAGGCCCUCAACAUCUCCGGCGAGUUCUUCCGCGCGAAGUUGAAGUACCACGCCUACCUCCGCAAGAUGACUCGUUUCAACCCCACUCGCGGUGGUCCCUUCCACUUCCGUGCUCCUUCCCGCAUCUUCUACAAGGCUGUCCGCGGCAUGAUUCCCCACAAGACCGCCCGUGGUGCCGCCGCUAUGGAGCGCCUUAAGGUCUUCGAGGGUGUCCCCCUCCCUACGACAAGAAGAAGCGCGUUGUCGUUCCCCAGGCUCUCCGUAUCCUGCGUCUGCGCCCCGGCCGCAAGUACUGCACCGUUGGCCGUCUCUCCCACGAGGUUGGCUGGAAGUACCAGGACGUCGUUGCCAGGUACACUCGAGGAGCGCCGCAAGGUCAAGAGCAACGCCUACUACGAGCGCAAGAAGGCCGCUCGUCGCAGCCUCGCCAAGGCCGAGUCGGGUGCGAACGUGGACAGCAAGACCAAGACCCAGCUUGCGGAGUACGGCUACUAGAUACCAGAUUGAGUGCGGCCGGUUGUUGUGUCUUGAGUGACGGGUCUGGGUUCGGAUCGUGGACGGUUUUAUUUCAGCGAAACUUGAACGGCAAGCCGGUUCGACCUUGUUCUUAUGGGCUUGGUCCCUCGUCUGUUUCAAUGAAUAUCCACAUUUGUUUGUGAUGCACCAUGGGGGCAGACUUGGGGGACUUGGUUCCUUCGGAAUUUUCAAAAGCAGAAAAAACGGAGUCGCGGGAUGAAAGGUUGUUCAAAAUAGCUGGCUGUUGUCUCGCGCCGUGGCGGUUUAAUCCAAAAUUACAAAGUUCAACAUGAUCUUAUGAUGAUGCAGGUUCAUUACUACUAUCACUAUCUGGUCCGCCUUUGGUAUAUCGGUAUCUUCUUUUCAUGGAUAUGCUACCUAGGCUAUCCUAUCUUCGGCUGGGUACUCGACUCCUUAAUACCUCAACCUCCGAAAGCC